ACUAAUCACAGAACAGAAAGAAUGAAUAACUAUAACAACAUACAAGAGGUAUGGGGUAAGUCAAUGAGUGUCCAAACAAGGAGCGGAGCACAUCCUCAACACAGGGAGAUACAGGGCAAGCAGAAACACAAGUUUAACACAGGUUACACAGGGACACAACACGUUACAGUGCCAGAGCGGUGUUUCUGUGUUAUUAGUUAGGUGUCUGUUAAAGAGAUUCUUCAUGUCAAUUAUAUUCUUCAAAUGAUCUGUAGAUUUUUAUGAUAAUUUAUUCAAUCGAGCUGAAUUAUCAGAAAUCUUGUGAUCAUCAGAGAUGGCAAAGUCUGCAGGUACCAAGGAUUCUAAUGAACUGGCACGUCUUUUGAAAACAUAUGUAGAGAAAUUAGAGAACCUGUGUCGUCUUUGCAACAUCAACCCAAAACGUGGCUUCUCCAAAAAAAAUAAAGCAAUGAAAAGAAUAGCAGAAUCACUGCUUAAAGUCCAUCAUGAGAAAAGUGAUUCCUCCGAUGUCUCAACAAUACACGACAUCAUAAAAUCAGGAACAGCAUUGAUUGAAAACACAAUCGAGAUGUUGGAAGAGGAUCUAGAUCCGGUUCAACCGUGUUCCAUGAGUGUGCAUGAACCGGGCAUAAAUAUAGAAGUUAUCCAGAGCCAAGUUCCAGAAUUAAACAAGCACUACAGAGAACUUUUUCCAGGAGAAUCAAAGCAACAUCUUAACAUUUUUGAACUACUUAAAGAAAUCAGUAAAACGCUGGACGUCUUUCUCGGGUGUAAAAAAGUGUGGUCAGAGAGGACUGAUGCCUGGCCCAGCAUGUCAGACCGUAGACAUGACACACCCUGCAUAGACAGCCAGCCUGUUACAGCUUCAACUACUCACUGUGUUGAAUUCCCCUUCGAUUGUAAGAGCUGUUGUGAGUUAAAGGAUUCAUCUAAAUGGAUACUGAUUGAACCCUUGGAGAUCUCAGAUGAUGCACAUGAGAUGAUGUACAGAAUGAAUUUGGAAUCAGGCUGUUAUGAGUGCAUGAGAACCGGUCUUCGUGUUGAAUGUUUUGGUGAUGUUCAGCUGAAGUAUCAAACAUGUGACUGGGAUCGUGUUCGUGAUGAUCCAGUAAUGGAGAAUUAUUCACCCUGUGGUUCAUUGAUGAAUGUUAAAGUCAUCUCAGGAGAACUGAAGGCUGUCUAUCUACCUCACUUUCUGUGUUUAGGUGGAUCUAUUGAUGAGGAUAAAGUGAAAGUUCUUCAUGUUAAAGACAGUGGAGUUUCACUGGAGAAAUGUGAAUUAACUCGAUUUCAUGCCAAGCUUCUGGAUAACAACUUUUCUGUAAAAGGUCUUGUUGUGCGGAUGGGCUUUCCUGUGAAUAUUCAAUGUCAAACACUGAUCUAUCAGACUGGAAAAACUCAUCUGACGCUUCACGUCUACCUGAUUCCAAAUGAUGAUAAAUUGAAAGAGGCUGUUAAGAAAGAAGAGAGUACAAAUAUGUUAAUCAAAAAGCCGAAACCUGUAAACCCCCUUCCGAUGAACAGCUGGUUUACACUUACACCACCGACGGAAUCUGAGAUUCAUUAUCAAAUCAAACCUAAGAGUUUAAAGCUCGAUUACAGUACGGAUUUCUUUGAAGUAUUCGUUGAAUCUCCAAAAAAGGACUUCUCUCUCCAGCUAAAGCCUAAGGAAAAGGAUGAAGAAGUUGUAUGGGAUGUCAGUAUACGUAAGGGGGAUUACAAGCAGAUCGCUUCUACAGUUGAUGGACACACAUCAGCUCGUUUAACUGGAACAGAAUCUGUGUCUGAUAUCCUCCUGGAGUGUCUUGAAGAGCUGGAAUCUAAGGAAUGGGACAAAUUUAAAUGGAAUUUGACUAAAGACUCAUUUCAGGGGAAAGACAAAAUUCCCAGAAGCAAACUGGAGGACAAAGAAAUAUGGGAUAUUGUGACAUGUAUGAUUGAACAUUAUCAAGUUGAUGGUGCUGUUGAAGUUACUCUGAUGGUUUUAAAAAUGAUGAAACAAAACCAUCUUGCACAACAAUUGCAGGAGAAGUAUAGACAGUUUAAACAAGCGGCGUUCAUGGUCAACACGUAACUUCCGGGUAACUCCGCUAC
This is a messenger RNA of Paramisgurnus dabryanus, 2094 nucleotides long. The record is from RefSeq and is a predicted model, not a curated record. NCBI's taxonomy places the organism in Eukaryota, Metazoa, Chordata, Actinopteri, Cypriniformes, Cobitidae.